ACGCCGGUUUCCUGCUCUUGUUUGCACCGGCGCGAGGUAGCGUCUGGAAGGCGCUGCUCUUCCGGUUCUCUGUCAGGGUUCUUGGGGCUGCACUGACAGAGCCUACAAACAUGUCGGGGUUCAGUCCGGAACUCAUCGACUACCUGGAAGGGAAAAUCUCCUUCGAGGAGUUCGAACGGCGGAGAGAAGAGAGAAAAACCCGCGAGAAGAAAGUGAGGCAAUGCUAGGCCACGGUGCCCUUCACUCUCGUUGCCCUGCUGCACUUAGGUGUGGGGGAGCCAGACAACCGCUUUCGCUGUGGUGGGGCGGGCUGGGAACUUUCAGCAGCUUCCUUAUCUUAGAGAAACUCCGAUUGUCACCCCUCAUCCCUGUGCUAAGCUUCUUAAAACGUUUUCCCCCACCGGAAAGCUUUUGUCUUGAUGGUAACCUCUUCUUUUCCCCCCUAAUACUACGUUUUUAUCUCAGAGUAGCUUAAUGCUGAGUCUUCAGGAAAAAGGAAGACUAUCAGCUGAAGAAAAUCCCGAUGACUCUGAAGUUCCAUCAUCAUCAGGAAUUAAUUCUACCAAAUCCCAAGACAAAGAUGUCAAUGAAGGAGAAACUUCAGAUGGAGUGAGUAAGUCAGUUCACAAAGUCUUUGCUUCCAUGCUUGGAGAGAAUGAAGAUGAGGAGGAGGAAGAGGAAGAAGAGGAGGAGGAGGAGGAAGAAACAUCUGAGCAACCUACUGCUGGCGAUGUAUUUGUAUUGGAGAUGGUUCUCAAUCGUGAAACCAAGAAAAUGAUGAAAGAGAAGAGGCCUCGGAGUAAACUUCCCAGAGCUCUGAGAGGUCUCAUGGGUGAAGCCAACAUUCGUUUUGCUCGAGGAGAACGUGAAGAGGCAAUAUUGAUGUGCAUGGAAAUCAUAAGACAAGCUCCUCUGGCUUAUGAGCCAUUCUCUACUCUUGCCAUGAUAUAUGAGGACCAAGGUGACAUGGAAAAAUCAUUGCAGUUUGAGUUGAUUGCUGCACAUUUAAAUCCCAGUGACACAGAAGAAUGGGUUAGACUGGCAGAAAUGUCUCUGGAACAAGACAAUAUUAAGCAGGCUAUUUUUUGCUACACGAAAGCGCUUAAAUAUGAACCUACUAAUGUCCGUUAUCUGUGGGAGCGAUCAAGCCUUUACGAACAGAUGGGUGAUCAUAAAAUGGCCAUGGAUGGUUAUAGGCGUAUUUUAAACCUGUUGUCUCCGUCUGAUGGUGAACGUUUCAUGCAGCUGGCUAGAGAUAUGGCAAAGAGUUACUAUGAAGCCAAUGAUGUUACUUCUGCUAUUAACAUAAUUGAUGAAGCUUUCUCAAAACACCAGGGCCUAGUCUCCAUGGAAGAUGUUAACAUAGCAGCUGAACUAUAUAUUUCAAACAAACAGUAUGACAAAGCUUUGGAGGUAAUUACAGAUUUUUCUGGAAUUGUGCUGGAAAAAAAAACUUCAGAAGAAGGCACUUCAGAAGAAGGCACUUCAGAAGAAGGCACCUCAGAAGAGAAUAAAGCUCCUGAGAAUGUUACCUGCACUAUACCUGAUGGCGUGCCAAUAGAUAUCACAGUGAAGCUGAUGGUCUGCCUUGUACAUCUCAACAUCCUUGAACCACUUAAUCCUCUCUUGACAACACUAGUAGAACAGAAUCCUGAAGAUAUGGGAGACCUAUACCUAGAUGUUGCUGAAGCUUUUCUGGAUGUUGGUGAAUAUAACUCUGCACUUCCCCUCCUCAGUGCUCUUGUUUGCUCUGAAAGAUACAACCUUGCAGUAGUUUGGCUUCGUCAUGCAGAAUGUUUAAAAGCCUUAGGCUAUAUGGAGCGAGCUGCCGAAAGCUACGGCAAGGUGGUUGAUCUGGCCCCACUCCAUUUGGAUGCAAGGAUUUCACUUUCUACCCUUCAGCAGCAGCUGGGCCGGCCUGAGAAAGCUCUGGAAGCUCUGGAACCAAUGUAUGAUCCAGAUACUUUAGCACAGGAUGCAAAUGCUGCACAACAGGAACUGAAGUUAUUGCUUCAUCGUUCUACUCUAUUGUUUUCACAAGGAAAAAUGUAUGGUUAUGUGGAUACCUUACUAACUAUGUUAGCCAUGCUUUUAAAGGUGGCAAUGAAUCGAGCCCAAGUCUGUUUGAUAUCGAGUUCCAAAUCUGGAGAGAGGCAUCUCUAUCUUAUUAAAGUAUCGAGAGACAAAAUAUCAGACAGCAAUGACCAAGAGUCAGCAAAUUGUGAUGCAAAAGCAAUAUUUGCUGUGCUCACAAGUGUCUUGACAAAGGAUGACUGGUGGAACCUUCUGUUGAAGGCCAUAUACUCCUUAUGUGACCUAUCCCGAUUUCAAGAGGCUGAGUUGCUUGUAGAUUCUUCAUUGGAAUAUUAUUCAUUUUACGAUGACAGGCAGAAACGCAAAGAACUAGAGUACUUUGGUCUGUCUGCUGCAAUUCUGGACAAAAAUUUCAGAAAGGCAUACAACUAUAUCAGGAUAAUGGUAAUGGAAAAUGUCAAUAAACCCCAGCUCUGGAACAUUUUCAAUCAAGUUACCAUGCACUCCCAAGAUGUACGACAUCAUCGCUUCUGUCUUCGUUUGAUGCUGAAAAACCCAGAAAAUCAUGCCCUAUGUGUCUUAAACGGACACAAUGCAUUUGUAUCUGGUAGUUUUAAGCAUGCGCUUGGACAGUAUGUGCAAGCCUUUCGCACUCACCCUGAUGAACCUCUCUAUAGCCUCUGUAUAGGCCUAACCUUUAUUCAUAUGGCAUCUCAGAAGUAUGUGUUACGGAGACAUGCUCUUAUUGUACAGGGCUUUUCCUUUCUUAAUCGAUACCUCAGUUUACGUGGGCCCUGCCAGGAAUCAUUCUACAAUUUGGGCCGUGGUCUUCAUCAGUUGGGGCUGAUUCAUCUUGCAAUCCACUAUUAUCAGAAGGCCCUGGAGCUCCCUCCACUUGUGGUAGAGGGUAUAGAAGUUGACCAGUUAGACUUGCGAAGAGAUAUUGCCUACAACUUGUCUCUCAUUUACCAGAGCAGUGGGAAUACUGGAAUGGCUCAGAGGCUUUUGUAUACCUAUUGUACUAUAUAAAGCACAUGAGAACAGAGCACUGGCAGCUGCUAUGUGAGGACCAGUAUCUUCUGCCAACUCCAAAAUGGAAACAAUUUCAGAAUUACCUAACAAAGUGUAUUUAUUUUUAAUAGGUGAUAAUGAUCUUGUGAUAUCUAUGCAAAAUUAUCAUCCCACAAAAAUUUGUAUCUUGUUCUCUCAUUUUCCUUUUCCAUUCUAUAGCAAAAUUGUUCCCAGUGCUGAAAUGGAUGUAUAAGCCUUUGAGUCAGCUUGGAGUUGAAUACACUGUUUUGCACUCACACCAUUUAUUCAUCUUUGUAUUUAAUACUAUAGCUCUGUCAGUAUCACGAGGCAGUUUUUCAAAUACAUGUAAAUAGGGGUUGCUUAUUAAAGACAAAUUAGGACUCUUUAUGAUGUCAUGACCAAGAUAACUAAGUACCUAGAGAAAAUUAUUUAAAAUAGUUAUGUGGUAGGUAGAAAGACAAAUAAUUGAUUUAGUUUUUUUACUUUUCACCUGCAUGUAUCUUAGCUACCUAAACUAUGAAACCUGGGAGGCUGGGCUUAAUU
Cebus imitator (Panamanian white-faced capuchin) is the source of this 3609-nucleotide messenger RNA. It is a transcript of the gene GTF3C3, whose product is annotated as general transcription factor IIIC subunit 3. Lineage: Eukaryota; Metazoa; Chordata; Mammalia; Primates; Cebidae. The record is from RefSeq and is a predicted model, not a curated record. The transcript has 18 exons. Gene Ontology annotation, cellular component: transcription factor TFIIIC complex. Gene Ontology annotation, molecular function: protein binding. The coding region runs from base 475 to 3063 and encodes 862 amino acids. Gene Ontology annotation, biological process: transcription by RNA polymerase III.